Molecule: messenger RNA, 1095 nt
Organism: Mucor velutinosus
Lineage: Eukaryota; Fungi; Mucoromycota; Mucoromycetes; Mucorales; Mucoraceae
Exons: 1
Coding region: 1-1095 (364 amino acids)
Molecular function (GO): FMN binding; oxidoreductase activity
Source: RefSeq, a predicted model, not a curated record
AUGAACAAUAACAAAGCCAUCUUUUCACCUAUCAAGCUUGGCAAACACCAUCUUCAUCAUCGUGUCGUCAUGGCGCCCCUCACUCGCUUCAGAGCGACAUUGGAUGCUGUGCCUACUGAUUCUAUGGUUGAACAAUACAAACAAAGAGCUACUGAAGGAGGCCUUAUGAUUACUGAAGCUACAUUCAUCACCCGCCUUGCUGGUGGGUUCAUACGAGCUCCUGCAAUCUACACUCAAGAGCAAAUCAACGCAUGGAAGAAAGUGACAGCAGCAGUCCACGAAAAGAAAGCAACCAUAUUCCUUCAGCUGUGGCAUGUUGGCCGUGCGGGCGCUAACCGUUUGAAUCCAAAUAAUGAGCAAGUUGUAUCUGCAUCUGACAUAGCAAUCCGUGGCAAUCACAUCUUGAUGGCCGGUGCUUAUGAUAAACCGCAUGCGCUUACCCUGGAUGGAAUCCAAGCCAUUAUUCAAGACUACCGUCAGGCCGCUUUGAAUGCUAUGGAAGCUGGCUUUGAUGGUGUGGAGAUUCACUCUGGUAAUGGCUAUCUUCUUGAUCAAUUCAUCAAUACAAAUAGUAACAAACGCACUGAUAUCUACGGUGGCUCUAUUGCUAAUCGAACUCGGUUCGCGCUUGAGGUGUUGGAAGCAGUGGUUGGUGCAGUUGGCCCUGAACGUGCUUCAAUUCGUCUUUCCCCAUCCACUCAAUUUCAAGAUAUGGGUGAUGAGACCCCAGUAGAGACUUGGAGCUAUCUUACUAGUGAAAUCCAAAAGAGGUUUCCCACAUUGGCCUAUCUCCAUUUUAUUGAGCCUCGUGCAAAUAUGUUUGACAGCUCUGUGAAUCUGGUGGAUUCCCUCAGUCAUUAUCGCAAUCUAUUCAAGGGCCCUUUUAUUUCCGCAAGUGGUUACUCGACAGCUCCAGAACAUGCCAUCGACAUUGCUGAAAAAACUGGCGAUUUGGUCGCUUUUGAGCGUGCUUUUGUCGCUAAUCCGGAUCUUGUAGAAAGACUUCGUAAUGGCUGGGAGCUGAACAAAUACGAUAGAAGUACAUUUUACACUCAUGAUGAUGUAGGGUACCUUGAUUAUCCUUACUACAAAUAA